Molecule: messenger RNA, 1548 nt
Organism: Nematocida homosporus
Lineage: Eukaryota; Fungi; Microsporidia
Product: centromeric protein E
Exons: 1
Coding region: 1-1548 (515 amino acids)
Biological process (GO): microtubule-based movement
Molecular function (GO): microtubule motor activity; ATP binding; microtubule binding
Source: RefSeq, a predicted model, not a curated record
AUGUUUGAGUCUGGACGAAUGAAAUAUGGAUAUAAACCUGCAGUUGCAACUGGAAACAUGCAGCCCAACAGCAGAAUAACAGUAGCGGUUAGAGCACGAGCACAACCGAUAGUUGGGAAAAAGUCGGAGUGUGAAGGUAUAGAUAGAGUCUUUUCCUUGGAAACAAAUCGAGAGAUAUAUUUGGAGUUAGUGAAGCCUUAUAUUGCCCGACUUGAAUUUUCAACAAUCUUUACUUAUGGUCGGACUGGUAGUGGUAAAACUUACACUAUGUUUGGAAAUUCUGGGGAUCCUGGUCUGGCCCAAUUACUACUGAGUGAUCUAGUAUCUAUGUACAAAAUUGUCUCGGUUCGGUGUAUUGAGAUAUAUAAUGAAAUUGUCACUGAUUUAAUAACUGGAGAGCCCGUUCGCAUUAUUCAGGAAAGUUCACGAACUCGUGUGCUUAGCGAUAAUCUAACUGUAAUCAAAAGCGAGCCAGAAAUAAACCGACUGAUCCAGCAAAUCGAACAGAAAAGAAAGACCUCCCAAACUGAGUACAAUCGCGAAAGUAGUCGUAGUCAUACGGUUAUUGAAAUAACUUCAGCCGGACUUUGUGUUAAUCUAGUUGAUCUGGCCGGUAACGAAAAGAUCAGUCUCUGCGAACAAAGAAGGAAAGAAGGUCUCAUGAUUAAUAAGAGUCUACUAACUCUUGGUAAAGUCAUCGACCAACUUAAUGAUUCAACUCAACAUGUCUCUUACCGCGAGUCCAAACUCACCCGUAUUUUACAAAACACUCUAACUAGCGGCACGAUUGUUUGUAUUUGCACAGUCAUUGAUAUGGCCGACCAACUAACCUUAAAGUUUGCCAAACGUCUCAAACGCAUCAAAGGCAUAGAAAGACAACUAGAAAAGUCCAAAGACGAGAUUAUCUACGAUCUCCAACAACAAAUCCAGUAUCUAACCGAAGAAAUCCUUCUCUUAAAAACCAACGCAACUCCAGCACCAGAUACUAUCUCCAACCCACCUAACACCGACUUAGCCAUAGAAGAAGUACUAUCUAAUGAAGAGUUGGGGUCUAAUGAAGAGAUAGGAUCUAAUGAAGAAAUGGGGCCUAAUGAAGAAAUAGUAUCUAAUGGAGAAGUACCACCAACAGUGGAUAUAAUCAAGCAAGAUCCAACCUUUCCCAAUAAGUCAGCAUCCUUUCGUGGCCAAUCUCACCCAUCUCUCUCACCUGAACACCCCGAGGACUCUUUUUCUAGCCUACAUACUAGCUCUGAUUAUUCUGACAACGUAGACAUACUAAACUCAUCACAAAUUGAAGAACCCAACCCAACCCAAUCUUCGCAGCAUCCAUCCCAUGCUAACCUCUACGAAAUGAUCUACUACUACAUCAAAGAUGAAGUUACCCAAGAAAUGGCCAACCUACUAACUCCACAAGAAAUAGACCAAGUCCAUGUCACAGUCACCAAAAGAAGAGCCGGUAUCCGCGACGGCUCCGAGUUCAAAACCAUCGUCAAGGAAUCCCGAACCGAAAUCAAACCCUAUGAGCCCGAGCCAAGCACCGAGUACUAA